Messenger RNA from Equus quagga, 591 nucleotides. RefSeq names its product chromosome 14 C11orf87 homolog (gene C14H11orf87). The transcript has a single exon. The record is from RefSeq and is a predicted model, not a curated record. Bases 1 to 591 code for a protein of 196 amino acids. NCBI's taxonomy places the organism in Eukaryota, Metazoa, Chordata, Mammalia, Perissodactyla, Equidae.
AUGAGUGCCAGGGCGCCCAAGGAGCUGAGGCUGGCGUUGCCGCCGUGUCUCCUCAACCGGACCUUUGCUUCCCCCAACGCCAGCGGCAGCGGCAACGCGAGUGCCCGUGGCCCGGGCGCAGGCGGUGGCGGCACCUGCAUCACGCAGGUGGGACAGCAGCUCUUCCAGUCCUUCUCCUCCACGCUGGUGCUGAUUGUCCUGGUCACCCUCAUCUUCUGCCUCAUCGUGCUGUCCCUCUCCACCUUCCACAUCCACAAGCGUCGGAUGAAGAAGCGGAAGAUGCAGAGGGCUCAGGAGGAAUACGAGCGGGAUCAUUGCAGCGGCAACCGUGGCGGCAGGGGGCUGCCCCAGGCGGGCCGCCAGGCCCCAACCCAAGCAAAAGAAACCCGGCUGGAGAGGCAGCCCCGGGACUCAGCCUUCUGCGCUCCCUCCAACACCUCCUCCUUCUCUUCGUCCCCUGGCAUCCCGUGCCAGGGUCCCUGUGCUCCUCCGCCUCCACCACCGGCCCCCAGUCCGCAAGGAGCACACGAAGCCUCCUCCUGUUUGGACACAGCUGGCGAGGGCCUUUUGCAAACGGUGGUACUGUCCUGA